Molecule: messenger RNA, 6149 nt
Organism: Anolis carolinensis (green anole)
Lineage: Eukaryota; Metazoa; Chordata; Lepidosauria; Squamata; Anolidae
Product: zinc finger protein 345-like
Exons: 5
Coding region: 135-2561 (808 amino acids)
Biological process (GO): regulation of DNA-templated transcription
Source: RefSeq, a predicted model, not a curated record
AAGGAGGCCCACUUCCUUCCUUCCUUUCUGGGAACCCAACUCUCUCCCCUUAACCCUUCCUUGCCCAGCUGGGAGAAGAGAGUUUGCUCCUUUGGCCUCUCCUUCCUCCUCUUCUUCCUCACAGUGGUUCCAAAAUGGAGAGACCCAACUCACCUGGACUUGAAGGCAACGGGGAAAUCUGGGAAAUGUUCCCGAAUACGCACAUGCAGCGCCAGUGCUUCAGGCAGCUCUCCUACCACGAGGGCGAGGGGCCCAGAGAGACUUGCAGCCGCCUCCACGAUCUCUGCCGCCAGUGGCUGAAGCCAGAGCAACACACCAAGGCUGAGAUGCUGGACCUGGUGAUCCUGGAGCAGUUCCUGAGCCUCCUCCCCCCAGAGAUGGGGAGCUGGGUCCGAGAGUGUGGGGCAGAGACCUCUUCCCAGGCGGUGGCCCUGGCGGAAGGCUUCCUCCUGAGUCGGGCAGAGGACAAGAGGCAGGAAGGACAGGCCCAAAAUAACUGCCCAGAAGUCCAGUCUAAUGCCCCUGCAUCAGAGAAAUCUCCAUCAAACACCACCCAGAGCCUCAGGCCGAAGGAACUCAAGCAGGAAGGAGAUGGAGCUGCAGCCUUGGAGGAGGCUGGAAUGAUGUUGUUGCCAAAUCCUCAAUCGUUUCUUCCUCUUUGUGAUGGAGUGGAACUGAAUCAGGGCCCAAUCGCCUUUGAGGACGUGGCUGUCCAUUUCUCCCCGGAAGAGUGGGCUCUUCUGAAUCCUGAUCAGAAAGUCUUGCACGUGCAGGUCAUGGAGGAGAUUAAUGGGAUUGUGGACUCUCUUGUAGAUAAUGGUGAGAAGAGCCAAGUAUGCACCAAAUGCAAAAAGCAUUUGGGACACAAUAGGGGCUUUCAUACACACCAGCAAACCCAGAAUGAAGAUGAAGAUUCAACCAGUGAAAAGCCCUACAAAUGCAAUGUAUGUGGUCAAUGUUUCCCCCAAAAUGUGGCACUUGUGCUUCACAAGACAUAUGAUGCUGGGACAAGCCAUCAUAAAUGGAAAAUAUCAGCAAAAUGUGUGGUUGAUUACAAAUUGCCAGAUCUGUGCCAACAAGAAAUCUUUGAAGGAAAUAACGAUUUCAUGAGUAAGGAGUGUGAGAAACCAUACAAAUGCAAGGAAUGUGGAAAAUGUUUUGUUCAAAGUUCGUCCCUUGUGAGCCACCAGAGAGUACACACUGGAGAAAACCUAUAUAGUUGCCCAUAUUGUGGGAAAUGUUUUCCUUCCAGUUCAAGUUUGGUGAAGCACAAAAGACUUCAUACAGGAGAGAAGUCAUUCCAAUGCCAGGAGUGUGGGAAUUGUUUUUCUUGCAGUUCAGCCUUGGCGAAGCACAAAAGGCUCCACACAGGAGAGAAGCCAUACCAAUGCCAGGAGUGUGGGAAAUGUUUUGUUUACAGCUCACAAUUGCUGAGCCACAGAAGAGACCACACAGGAGAGGAGCCAUACCAAUGCCAGGAGUGUGGAAAAGGUUUUGCUAACAGUUCAAACUUGUUGAGGCACAAAAGACUCCACACAGGAGAGAAACCAUACCAAUGCCAGGAAUGCGGAAAAUGUUUUGGUCAAAGUUCAUCCCUUGUGAGCCACCAGAGAGUCCACACCGAAGAAAACCCAUAUAGUUGCACAGAUUGUGGGAAAUGUGUUUCUUCCAGUCCAAGCUUGGUGAGGCACAAAAGACUCCACACAGGAGAGAAGCCAUACCAAUGUCAGGAGUGUGGGAAAUGUUUUGCUGACAGUUCAGCCUUGGUGAGCCACCAAAGGCUCCACACAGGAGAGAAUCCAUACCAAUGCCAGGAGUGUGGGAAACGUUUUGCUUUCAGUUCAUGCUUGGUGAGGCACGAAAGACUUCACAGAGGGGAGAAGCCAUACCGAUGCCAGGAGUGUGGGAAAUGUUUUGCUGAAAGUUCAAACUUGUUGAGGCACAAAAGACUUCACACAGGGGAGAAGCCAUACCAAUGCCAGGAGUGUGGAAAAUGUUUUGCUUCCAAUUCAUGCUUGGUGAGGCACAAAAGACUUCACACAGGGGAGAAGCCAUACCAAUGCCAGGAGUGUGGAAAAUGUUUUGCUGCCAGUUCAGACUUGGUGAGUCACAAAAGACUCCACACAGAAGAGAAUCCAUACCAAUGCCAGGAGUGUGGGAAAUGUUUUGCUUCCAGUUCAGGCUUGGUGAGGCACAAAAGAUUUCACACAAGGGAGAAGCCAUACCAAUGCCAGGAGUGUGGAAAAUGUUUUCCUUACAGUUCAGGCUUGGUAAGUCACAAAAGACUUCACACAGGAGAAAAGCCAUACAAAUGCCAGGAUUGUGGGAAAUGUUUUGCUGAUGGUUCAGCCAUGCUGAGGCACAAAAGACUCCACACAGGAGAGAAGCCAUACCAAUGCCAGGAGUGUGGGAAAUGUUUUUCUUCCAGUUCAUAUUUGGUGAACCACAAGAGGCUUCACACAGGAGAGAAGCCAUACCAAUGCCAGGAGUGUGGAGAAUGUUUUGCCCGCAGUUCUUAUUUGGUGAACCACAAAAGGCUUCACACAGGAGAGAAGCCAUAGCAAUGCCAAGAGUGUGAUACAUGUUUUCCUUGCAAAUCAUCACUUCUGCGACACCAGAGCAUCCACACAGGAAAGAAACCACACAAAUGUGAGGAAUGUGGAAAAUGUUUUAUUCAGAGUUCAUCCCUUUUGAGCCACCAGAGAAUUCAUAGAGGAGAAAAACCAUCCAAAGUGUUGGACAAAAGUAAUUAAAUGAAUUUCAACAGGGAAAAUGCAGGUUGGGGACAUUCUGGUUCUGUAGACAUUUCAGCAUUUUCCGAUCAACCUGUGUGAUUCUCUUGGCUUCAAGUAGCACUUGGCCUGACUUUGGACUGAUGUCUUAGACAACUCUCUCCUUGGUUUUGAACGCUGUUUGUUUGUUUGUUUUGUUUUUUUACUUGGGACUGUUUUGGAGAACUCUUUUGCUUCUCUGGAAACUGGUAUCACCAUGGGACUGGACUGUCUUUCCCGUGGUUGGCUUUUGUGGGUAAAGAUCUGAUUUCACACAGAACCCUUUGAGAAGUUCUGCUUAAGAUUUGGUGGAGUCCCUGUUCUUGUCAUUUGAAUCCAUAAGUGGAGGUCCUGUUCUUGGAGCAGUAGAAAGCAACCUCCCUGUUGCAAUUCUUUAGAGGGUUAUAUAUGAUGUCACCUAUUCUGAAGUGGAGCUACAAUGGUGAAAUGGGUUAAACACUAGUGCCGGCUGGACUGCUGAGCUGAAGGUUGGGUUGCUGACUUGAAGGUGACCAGUUCAAAUCUUCGAGUCGAAGUGAGCUCCCAUCUGUCAGCUCUAGCUUGUGGGGACAUGAGAAAAGCCUCCCAGAAGGAUGGUAACACAUCCGGGCGUCCCCUGGGCAAUGUCUCUGUUGACAGCCAAUUCCCUCAUACCAGGAGCAACUUGCAGUAUGUUCUCUAGUUGCUUUAGACAUGAUAAAAGAAACCCUAUUGUUAAAAAAAAUGUAAAUCCAUCAAUUGUUCCUGUUUGGGCUUAGUUUCCAGCUCCUUUACCACCUUGGUUGCAAAUGUCCAGUCUGUGAAUGUUGUUUUUCAGCCGGGAUUCCAGAAUUGAACACAGUGUUGUUGAGGCCAAGCCAAAGAUAAAUAUGCUUACACUAUUAUUUCCCUUGACGUAAAAAUUAUAUUUCUGGCUAAAAUUUACUGUCUGUUUCCCUGCUCCUGGCACACAUACUUUUAAUGCACAUUAAAUUUAAAAAACCCACAAAUCUCAUUAUUUUAGAAUUAACCAAGUUAUAUAUCAUUGAUUUUGUUAUAGACUAUCAUAAUUUGAUCUAUUUUGCAAAAAUUUAGUCCCUGGAUCUUAUACGAGGCUUAUCCGGAAAGUAACGCUACAAGAUUUUUCUUAAAAUACAAAGAAUGAAUAUACAUUAGAAUCUCACUUAUCCAACAUAAACGGGCCAGUAGAACGUUGGAUAAGUGAAAAUGUUGGAUAAUAAGGAGGGAUUAAGGAAAAGCCUAUUAAAUGUCAAAUUACAUUAUGAUUUUACAAAUUAAGCACCAAAACAUCAUGUUUUGGAACAAAUUGACAGAAAAAGUAGUUCAAUACAUGGGAGCAAUUACUGUAUUUAUGAAUUUAGCACCAAAACAUCGCAAUGUCUUGAAAACAUUGACUACAAAAACAUUGACUACUAAAAGGCAGACUUCGUUGGAGAAUACAGAAAUUUGGAUAAGUGAAGGUUGGAUAAACGAGACUCUACUGUAUUGUAAUAAAACUUACGUGGAUGAUAGCAUAGGUGUUGGAGGCUGGCUCGGAGGGAAAGUAAAGAAUUCCAAGAGAGCAAUAAAACAAGCCUUUUAUUGUUACCACAGCUGAUGAUAAGGCAAACAGCCGUAGGCACCCACUUUAAUGGGUCCGUACCAUGCAAAUGGCCGUCGCAACAUGUGAGUAGCAAACAAAGAAUAUAUACCUUUGGCUUAUCUAAAAUUCUCCCGCCUGAUGGAGAAGUGACAACAUUGUGGUCUGUUGUGAUGACCCCCAAUCCAUUUUACAUCAGGCCCCCUUUUCGCCAUGGCGCACAUGCUCCAUCUCCUUGGAAGGAGAGGGUUUAAAGCAGGCUUAGGCAAACUGCGGCCCUCCCUCCAGGUGUUUGGGACUUCAACUCCCAGAAUUCCUGGGCUCAGGCAUUCUUGGAUGACACUGAUUUUCUAGAUUCAAUGCAAUCUGGCUUUAGGCCAGGACAUGGUACCAAGACAGCCUUGGUCGCCUUAAUCGAUGAUCUACGCUAACUGGAUAGGCGGAGUUUUUCCUUACUGGACCUCUCAGUGGCCUUCGAUACUGUCGAUCACGGUAUCCUUCUGGGGCAGCUUGUGGGGAUGGGUUUCGGAGGUACUGUCUUGCAGUGGCUCCGGUCCUUCCUGGAGGGUCGUUCUCAGAUGGUGUCACUGGGGGACACCUGCUCAGCCCCACAACCAUUGUCUUAUGGGAUCCCGCAGGGGUUGGUAUUGUCCCCCAUGUUGUUCAACAUCCAUGAAGCCGCUGGGAGAGAUCAUCAGGAGUUUUGGGGUGCGGUGUCAUCUGUACGCAGAUGAUGUGCAGCUCUGUCACUCCUUCCCACCUGUCACUAAGGAGGCUGUUCAGGUCCUGAACCGGUGCUUGGCCGCUGUGUCGGACUGGAUGAAGGCGAACAAAUUGAAAUUGAAUCCAGACAAGACAGAGGUCCUCCUGGUCAGUUGCAGGGCCAAACAGGGCAUAGGGUUACAGCCUGUGUUGAAUGGGGUCGCACUCCCCCUGAAGACACAGGUUCGCAGUCUGGGUGUUCUCCUGGACUCAUCACUGAGCCUGGAGCCCCAGGGGAGCAUUUACACAACUAAGACUUGUGCACCAGCUGCGCCCAUACCUUGGGAAGUCUGAUUUGGCCACGGUGGUCCACGCUCUGGUUACAUCCUGUUUGGAUUACUGCAAUGCUCUCUACGUGGGGUUGCAUUUGAAGAUGGCUGGGAAGCUCCAAUUAGUACAUUGGGCGGCAGCCAGAUUAAUAACUGGGGCGGCAUACAGGGAGAGUAGCACCCCCAUGCUAAGCAAGCUCCACUGGCUGCCAAUAUGCUACCGAGCCCAAUUCAAAGUGCUGGUUUUGAUCAAUAAAGCUCUAAACAGUUCUGGCCCAAUCUACUUGUCGCAACGUAUCUCCUCCUAUGAGCCAGUAAGAUCCUUAAGGUCAUCAGGUGAGGCCCUGCUCUCUGUCCCACCUGCCUCGCAAGCAUGGCUGGUGGGAACAAGGGACAGGGCCUUCUUAGUGGUGGCUCCCCGGCUGUGGAACUCCCUCCCCAGAGAUAUUCAACAAGCCCCAACCCUUCUGGGCUUCAGAAGAGCCCUAAAAACAUGGUUAUGUGCUCAGGCGUUUAAUGAAUAAAUGACAAAGAUGACAUGGACCGAUUUAUGGCUAAAACAAGAGGUUUUCUUGGACGAAUGGAUCUAACCAUAUUUUAAAUUUUUAUAUUGUAUUUAAUAGUUUUUAAUUGAUUUUAUGUACUAUUGUGAUUUUUUAAACUAUGUGUAGGCAUUGAAUUGUUAUUUGUUGUAAGCCUCCCUGAGUCCCCUCGGGUGAGAAGGGCAGGGUAUAAAUGUUGGAAAUAAAUAAAUCAUCAUCAUCAUCA